Messenger RNA from Pundamilia nyererei, 4155 nucleotides. It is a transcript of the gene prr14, whose product is annotated as proline rich 14. The record is from RefSeq and is a predicted model, not a curated record. The transcript has 11 exons. Bases 197 to 4078 code for a protein of 1293 amino acids. NCBI's taxonomy places the organism in Eukaryota, Metazoa, Chordata, Actinopteri, Cichliformes, Cichlidae.
CCUAAGAUGUUUGGUACAAACGGAUAACAUCUUCGAGUCACUGCAGGGCGCCGUCGCUACUGCAUGUCUUGUUUACGGUGAGGUCAGUUCGCUACGCUGCGGUCCAGCUUAUCAUUUCAGAAUAAAGUCCCAUCUCAGAGUUUAGCAAAAGAAGGCCAGACAAGGAGAGGGAAAAAGAGAGCGAGAGAGCAAGGGGAUGUUGACUUAUCCCUCUGACUCACUCACUCAGAUAGUUUGUCCAAUGGAUGAAGAUGCUAUCCCCCCAAACCCUUUCUGUAGUGCACCUCCCCACAGUGAACCUGCACCACCUUUCCUCUCCCUUUCCUCCAUCACUCCCAGCCGUCCACAUGAUGGAAUAUCUGGCCACAGAAGGAGUGGUCGCAUUCAAGGCAUCCGAGCUCAGACUCCUAAAAAACAAAGUAACACAGACAGUCAAGCGGCUCAGAGACCGAUUAAACAGAAUCCGUCCCCCACAAAGAGACAAAGAGAGAGUGGGAUUAUGGUGCAAGUGGCACAAUCUAAGCAGUCGAGAGUGGAAGGAACAGAUGCACACGACAGCCAAAACAAGGAUGGAUUUGAUUUUGGCUUUACAGCAGAAUGGCAAAAUAGGCAAAAGGACCAAAAACUCCCAGAGCAGAAAUUAAAUCUGUCUCCAGGAGAAAAUGUUGUUAAACUGUUGGAUGAAAAUGUCCCAGAGAGUCUUGAUGCCGCCAAAUCUGACAUGGAUACAUGCGGGGAUGUGGCUGCUGGACACACUGUUGAAAAUGCAUAUUCCCCAAAGGGAUGGGUGAUCGGCCCAUUGUUUCAGUCGUUCAAGUCAAAGAUGGCCAGUUUCACAGAGAUAGUCAUGAGUCCUGUUAAACUUUUCCGAGCCAGCAGUCCUCCACCGUCAGUGGACCAUUCUGACAGACUCGAUGAGCUAAAGGCUGAUGGAACAGCUGAUGUUGAGCGUUCAGAGCCAAGCAGUACGCUUCAUCCUGAAGGACAAAGUGAAAAUGAGAAUCAGCACUGCAGAGCUGAUCAAAACGAGCUCACUAAUGUAGGAGAUGCACAAAACACACAAACUGUUUCUCCUAAAUAUUCUAAAACAUUAAAUUUUGAUGAGGAUUCAACAAUAGGUUCAGAAAUCGUUGAUGAAUUUGCAGUACACCAGAAGGAAAAAACCUCACCUGCCUCAGUGCCUUUGCCACACUGCCCCUCACAACUUGAUGUUUCAGAGUCUGUUGGCUCCUCUGUCGUUUUACGGUCCUCUGCAAGUGUAAGUGCCUCUUGUGAAUCCAGGUCAAAGAUGUGCAUUGUUUUGGUGGACCAGAAAUUCAAGACUUCUGUUCGUCUAAAACCACUUUCCAGAAAACGUGCAGGAAAUAGAUCUGGCUUGAAGAGGGUUGACUUCAAGGAAGAGUCUGACCCAGAGGUCAGUAAGAAGCAGCUUUCUUACCAGAGCCUGGACUCAGGUGACACUGAAAAAAUGCUGUCUUCAUCUUUCUCAGUUUCUUACCCUCAGCCUGGCAUGGACUGUUUUCAGCCCGAUGGUGAUGAAAAGAAGGAGACUGAAGAAAGCUGCCGCUUGGUUCAAGAAAACCUCCAAAAGAGUCUCGAUGACAGUGUUAAUAAAAGGACUCUGAGGUCCACUUUAGAUCUGCAACAACAGGAGUGGCGGCUAAAUCAGGACAAGUGUUCAGUUUCUGGUUUUGUGAGAGAAAAGAGAGGGUUGAAACUGAACUGUCAUUCCCAAGACUCUGUAAAAAGAAAAAGACUGACACCAGAUACACAUACAAAAGUUACACAAAAGCAAGAGUUAUCAAACACAGCUUCAGGGAGAGAAGAAAUCGAGUUAAUAAAUGAAGAAGCACCGAAGCUUGGAAGACAGAGACAGUCUGUUUUUGUGUCAACAAGAACGACUAGGAAAGGAAAAUCUGGUCAAGAAAUGCUUGGUACAAUCAAUGAAGCUGUGUUGCACUCGCAAACUGAAAGUUCCCCUGAUGCUAUGUUGGUUUGUUCACUGGAUAAAAGCACUGGUGUGGCAGAAGACAACCACAUGAGCUGCCAAAUCAAAGCAAGCUCUACUACUUCAUGCAAAAGGCAGAACAGAAUAGUUAUUAGUAAUUCUGAUGUAAAUAUUGAUGCCAGUAUGGAUCUUGAAACUACUGUAGCAAUCACUUCUACAAACCAAGAUGAGCCGUCGUCCAAAGCGCUUGUCCGUCCUUGUAUAAAGCAGCUCCAGAAUACAAGUAAGUGCAGGAAUAUUAACAAGAAGCCACAGAAACGGAAAUCGGCAAAUCAGAUAAGUUCAGUGACAGAAUCAGACAGCCCUUUGGUGUCUACCUCAUCGGUACUGUCAGUGGGCCUAAUGGAAUUUGUGCCUAAGGAUUUUAAUACCUCUCAACAUGCUGAAAAAGGAAAGGACUUGAUAAGAGGGCUGAGCCAGCUGUCUAAGAGACCCAAAAAGGGUCUUAGAGGUGCUACUCAAUCAUGUGUAUCAAGUAGGACUCUAGAGACACAGCAAUGUGUCGUCAACCUUCAAGAGAGUCAGUCUAAAGAAAGUAAAAGUAAAAACUCAACGGAGACUGUAUAUUUUGAAAUGACUCCCUUUGAAAGUAAUUUCCAACCCCUUCCUUCACCUUCACAACUUCAUGUGGACUCUCCUCUAAACAAUGAUAUUGAUAAUAGGCACGCUCAGAAGAAUCUAAAGAGUUCAGCUUCUGUGGCAGAAGAAAUAUUUCACACGGACUCUGAAGUUUUUAAUGAUGAGGGUGUCAGUCUCUCUAAGCUAAGGUCUAGCACAAGAAGAGCUAACAUAAAGCCCAGGCAAGCAGAUAACCAAAGGAGAAAAUGCCGAGUUCUGCACAGUAGGACACGCAAAAGUGAAGAGGUGACAAACUCUGUCACAAUGGAUGAUGUAAAUCUAGCAACGUCAGGUGCACGCUCAUCAGAAAACUGCUUCUCACACCGCCUGUUACGCAGCUACUCUUGCCCAGAAAUCCUCUGCCUCCAUCCCCAUGACACAACUUGGACCUCACCACAUCCCAGCAGGGCUCUCACAUCGCACCAGUCCUCCCACAGUCCUUUUGUCUCUCAGGCGCAGAAAUCCCUGCGGCGGGCUCGGCGACACACAGUCUGCAGCGUGGAGGUGGAGAGGGAGAUCGCCCCCCUGUGUCUUCGUAAAGAGGUUUACCCAUCUAGAAGAUCUACCCUGUACGACCCUGUCACUCAUCACCUGUCUCCUAGUAUUGCACUUUCCCCCAGCACCUCCAUCUCUGCUCUUGCUUCCUGCUUCCUUUCGAGCCCCCUGGCUUUCCUUUCUAAGAGGUUUGACAGCAAAGGAGUUGCUGGCAGUCUCAGCACUUGUAGCCAUGUUUCUGCUCCCUCCUCCGCUUCAUCUCUUACAUCCCCAUUAAGCUCCUCCACAUGGCACCAUUCAAGAGCAGAUUCCUCUGGUGCUGCCAUGGAUUCUAGCAGCAGUGGGAAUCCAUUGGAGUGUGAGACUGAGAGGAGACAACAGAGUGAGGAGGAGGAUGAUGGCGAGGAGACAAGUUCUUCCAGUCAGGAGUUUGAAGAUGGUGGGCUAAGAGAGGAAAAGGCUCACUCUGAUUCUGAAAUUAAGAUGGUGCAAAAGCAUGAGGAACGAAGAAAGGUGUCUUCUAUCAGAAUUCGGAAAACUUUACCCAAGCCUCAAAAUAACCUCACACCCAUGGGGCUGCCCAAACCCAUCAGGCUGAAAAAGAAGGAGUUCAGUUUGGAAGAAAUUUACACCAACAAGAAUUUCAACAAACCCCCUGAAAGCCGGUUGGAAACCAUAUUCGAGGAGGUGCCUCUCAAUCGCAGGAAUGGCUCUGAGUCCUGGUUUGGUCAGAGGCGUGUGAAACGAUUUUUAGAGUUCCUGGAGGUCGGCGAGGUCAGAAAACCAAAGAAGCCACUUGUCGGAGUGAGUAAAGCAGGUAUUUCCACUUCCAGGACCCGACGAGGGGGCUUCCUUAAAGACGAACCGUCCCUCAGCGUGCAGGAUGUGGACUCGCUGCUCUGUGCGAAGCUGGAUCAGCUCAAUUUGUGGCUGAUUCAUGAUCAGAAAGACAGCUGACCGAUGCCUCUCAGGUGACUGUUUUGGCAGCCAUUAAAAACCAGAUAAUACUGUCUAUAUAAAUAUUUCAACAUGAA